AUGUCUGUUCGUUACGCCCCCAACAACAUCAAAAUCCCCAACGGUUUCCAAAACAUCCUAGAGGCUCUUGCCAGAGAGGUCCUCAGAGACCAGCCUGAAGAUAUCUUGAAGUACUCCGCAGCCUUCUUCGCCGAUAAGAUCAGAGUUAGGGAUGUCUUGACAAUGCAAACUUUCUUCACGACGAAUCACACCCGUGCCAGCAGCCGAGCCAGAAAAAGCAGCAGAGCCAGUUGCCGACCUGUCGCCGAACCUGUAGCUGAACCUGUAGCCGAACCUGUAGCUGAGCCAGCAGCUGAGGUAGCAGCAGAACCAGCAGCAGAGGUUGUAGCAGAUGUAGUAGCUGAGCCAGUCGCAGAGGUAGCGCCAGCACCAGCCGAAGAAGCAGCACCUGCUGCAGAAGAGCCGGUCAAACCAGCAACUCCAAUUGUUCCAGCCCCUCCCUCUGAACCAAAACCCGCAUCUAAAGCUUCCUUGGCAGCAGGAGAAGAGGAGAAAGCAGCAGUCAGCAUCCAAUCCCGAUACAGAGCCGCAGAACCAGCAGCAGCCGCUCCCGUAGAAGCCGCUCCAGCAGCCGAAGCUGCCCCAGCAGAAGCCGCUCCUGCAGCCGAAGCCGCCCCAGCAGCCGAAGCCGCUCCAGCAGCAGAAGCUGCCCCAGCAGCCGAAGCCGCUCCAGUAGCCGAGGCACCAGCAGCCGAAGCCGCACCAGCAGUCGAAGCUGCACCCGAAGCCGAAGCCGUACCAGUAACCGAAUCCGCACCAGUAGCCGAAUCCGCACCAGUAGCCGAAUCCGCACCAGUAGCCGAAGCUGCACCAUCUGCCGAAGCCGCACCAGCAGCCGAAGCUGCACCCGCUGCCGAAGCCGCGCCAGCUGCCGAAGCUGCACCAGCUGCCGAAGCCGCACCAGCUGCCGAAGCCGCACCAGCUGCCGAAGCCGAACCAGCUGCCGAAGCCGAACCAGCUGCCGAAGCUGCUCCAGCUGCCGAAGCCACAAUAGCAGCCGAAGCUGCUCCAGCUGCUGAAGCCGCACCCGCUGCCGAAACACCAGCAGCAGAGGCACCAGCGGCAGAGGAACCAGCAGCAGAGACACCAGCAGCAGAGGCACCAGCACCAGCAGCAGCAGAGGCACCAGCAGCAGAAGCCUCUCCAGCAGCAGAAGCCGCUCCAGCAGCAGAAGCCGCUCCAGCAGCAGAAGCCGCUCCAGCAGCAGAAGCCGCUCCAGCAGCAGAAGCAGCUCCAGCAGCUGAAGCCGCACCCGCUGGCGAAGCCGCCCCAGCAGCUGAAGCACCAGCAGCAGAGGCACCAGCAGCAGAGGCCGCCCCAGUAGCCGAAGCACCAGCAGCAGAAGCUGCACCAGCAGCCGAAGCUGCACCAGCAGCCGAAGCCGCACCCGCAGCCGAAGCUGCACCCGCUGCUGAAGCUGCACCCGCUGCCGAAGCUGCACCCGCUGCCGAAGCUGCACCCGCUGCCGAAGCCGCACCAGCAGCCGAAGCUGUCCCUGCUGCAGCCCCAGUAGCAGAUGCCGCCGUCGAAACGCCGGCAGCCCCCGCCGCAGCGCCUCCCGCAACGGAAGCAAAACCAUCUGAGUGACAAUCUCAAACUAAAAUUAAUCUGUUAUAUAGUACCUGAAUAUACCUUUGCUUUUUAAUGUUGAAGAAAAUUGGCCGACUGGGCGGUUGAUGUUGAUUGCUAUGCAAUUCAGAUCUUGUUCUUUAAGCGCGAUUAAAAGUUGUUAGAUUGUAUGAAUGGGCUCGCUAAAAUCCGAUGAAGAUGGAAACCUAACAUGUUAAAAUACAAUGGAAAAGAGGUAUAAUAGCUGAUAUAACCAAGUCAUGAGUUGUACGAUUGUGUUCUUCUUGUGAGCUAUGUAACGAAAUAUAGGUAGGUACUCUUUAAACAUUUGGUUAUGGAAAUAAGAUUACUAAAAUUCAGUCCUACAAUCUUUCAUGUGAAUUCGUUAAUUCUUUUAUUCAAGUAAUUAGUAUGAUAUGGAUUCCUUUUUGAUCUAUAUCACAUCCUGAUCGCUGCAUGAGCAGAGCGUAAACAUUCGUUCAGUUAACUUGAGUUGGGAUUUUUGGAGCUUAGAUUUAUUGCUUGGCCAGACUAAUAAUAUGCUGGAUCUCAAGAAAUAUCCUAUUCCGAUGAUAACUGCAUAAACAUCACAAUUAGUUUAACAUUUGAUUGUUCAACGCAUCCAUAACAAUUUUAGCAAAUUGGUGUUUUAGUUUUAAACAUCAUAAGUCGUUAAUCUAAAUGCUUAUGUGUUUUAAACGAUUUAUGUUUUAAAUGUAAAGUUUACUUGCACUGAUCACAAAGAAUUUAGAAUGGCAUUGUAAAUUUGGAUUGAAAGAUGCGAGUCAAAGAGAUUUCUACAAUCCUAAAGAUUAACUUCAAAGAAUCGAUUCGUAUCAAAUGCGAAACAUUAUUAAAUUCUUGUGCGAUGAAUGAUUGAAUAAAUCAAAAUAUCAAAGAGUCCAAUUUAAGUUGACUAUUUACCGAUAUAUAUAAUUUGGUAUAUCCUCCAUUGGACAGUUAUCAUCGGUUAGUAUAUUGUUAGUCAUGAAGUAAAGUAUUCAGAAUAACUAUACUAAAUACUGAAUGUGUAUAAUAUAGAGUCACAAUUUGGCCCAUUUCUCCUGAUACCAUAUAGUUUGCAGAAUGUUAAUAUAUCGCAAUGAUAUGUAAAUAGCAUUAAAUAAACUUUAAGCUUGGUUUAUACUUAUUGUGGGCGACAAUUAUAUACAGUGUGCAUGGGCCACAAGUAACGUUACAAACUUUGGCCUUUAUAGCUCAGUCACUGAUGGUAUAAGGCCCAACGUAUGCAAAUUGUAACGUUACUUUUGGCCCACCUUGUAGUUAUGUAAUACACGUUCAGAUUUUACUUGCGGAGGGAUUUUAAUUAUCUUCGUUGUAAAUUGGUUAGCAUUUAAUAUAUAAUAAUAGCUCCACCUUUUACAAGGA
Messenger RNA from Bolinopsis microptera, 2958 nucleotides. RefSeq names its product fibrous sheath CABYR-binding protein-like. Lineage: Eukaryota; Metazoa; Ctenophora; Tentaculata; Lobata; Bolinopsidae. The transcript is spliced from 5 exons. Bases 1 to 1587 code for a protein of 528 amino acids. The record is from RefSeq and is a predicted model, not a curated record.